AACCACAGAUGACACUUCAUCAUCAACAGCAUCUAGAAAUGCUUCUUUCCGUCAGAAGCAGAUUUCACCAGUGGUUGGCUGGAAUAAAACAAUACAAGAGAGCAGUAGAACAAACACGGAGAGUAGCCAACACGUCUUCCAGAAAAAUCUGAAAGAAAUGCAACAACUUCUUGAAAAACAGCAUCUCAGCAAUGUGGAGAAUCUUCAUCAAGAAGUCCAGGAAACAGAUGAUUCGGAAAGCUUGUCAAGCCUUGACAGCCUUGAGACCGGAGAAAAAAAUGGAGAUUACACAACACCGAGUGAAUCAUCUUUGACAACACAGUGUGACUGUGCCCUGUACAAUCCAGAAAAAUUACAGACUAGAAAUAAUGGUUCGCUUUGUAUAGCUCAAAGUACUUUUUCUACAACUAUGCAUUUAAAUAAUUGUCUGAGAAAUGCAGAUUUGCAGAACUACCACAACUUACCUAUUCAUGAACUUUUAGCUAAGCAUAUUGCUGAACAUGUAAACAAUUCAGAAUCAUCUGCUUCUCACAGAUCUGGAAAAAGUCCUGCAGAGUUCUCUACCUCUGGUAAGCAAGAAAGCUCUCCAAGUAAUGCAUUUAGUUUCCUGCAAAAUAUAAAAGGAGAAAGAAACAAGUCAUCCUCUGGAACAGCUAGCGCAUUAGCCACUGCUCAUCCUGUUUUCAGUCCUAGCAAAGCCUGGGCCAGCCCUGAUUCUGUUCCAGGAGAAAGACUUCAGGAUCUGAUGCAAGAUCAGAGUUUUAAAAUGACCCCACAAAAAAGAACUGUAUCUGUGCAAACCUCCUGUCAACCUAUUGCAACAUCUAUAAUCUUAUUUCCUAAUCAGGGAUGUUCCACUGGCAUUCCCAGCACUGCUGAUAUGUUACCGAAGGACAAAAAUGUCAUUACACAGUUUUUAAAAAAUAACUCAGGAAAAAUGACUGAAGCAAAAGAAGAAAAUAUUAAAUGUGUUGAUGAUGUUAAUCCAGGAUCAUCUUUAUCUCGGGACAUACCCAAUGCCUCAGUUCUGUGUGAUGUUCAGCAACAGAACACCAAAGAGGAAGAAGAGGGAAAUAUGAUUGAAACUAUAUCUGUGGUGUCUGAUAAAGAGUUUAAUUCUGGCACCUCUCCACAGCACAUAACCCUGAAAAACAAUGUUUUUGAAAGAAAAAGAGCAAGGUUAGUCAGAAGUAUCUUAAAGAAGUAUUCUAAAUAUGAACCCAGUCAUUUCAAAGCUGUGGUUGUGAACCGUGAGACCGGUUUUGGAACUCAACCCAUGUCUUCGAUCAGAGACAGUUUGGAACUGGCCAAAAUAAAAAAGAAAAGCACAGAAGAUGAAAAAUGCAAUAGAAAGCUAAGAUGGUGUGAUCAAAUUAACUGGAUAACGACUGAAAAUCAUGGAAAGUGCUAUGAAAAAAACACCAGUGAAACACCACCUCCUGCCCAGCUGCAACAUGUUCAGACUACAAAUAAUGCUCCUAAGACUAAUUUAAGUAUUGUUCCUCAGCCUUCAAACCCCAUGUUCAUAGCAAAUCAUCAGGAAACCUCUCAUAUAUCAAAGCCAAAUGUUAACACUGAAGAAUCGGACAAAGGAGACACAUCUCUGAAUGGACAUAUGCCUACUGGAUCCUUUUCUGCUAAAAAAGCUUGGAUGGUGUCAAAAGAUGAAGAAAGUAAACCCCCAGUAUGUGGCAAUAAUUCUAAAAUUAAUGAAGGCAAUAAACUCAAAAAUAAGGCAAAAAUGACUAGAAGAACAACAUCUGUAAAAGCCCAGUCAAGUUUUAUGCCCAAGAAGAGAACAGGCACUGUAAUCCAACCGCAGUUGGUCGCUGAAGCCAGCAAAGCUCCAAAAACUCCAAGGAAAUUGCCAGCACCUCACCCACCAUCUGCACCUCUGCCGGGAAACCGAAGUGGCAGAAACGCAGCCGGCCCUGGGUGUCAGCCACUGCUGCCUUCACGGCUUCAAGCUGCCGCCACGAGCUGGAAUGAUGUAAAUGAAAGGCAUGUUUUGUUUUCAGAUUGGGUUUUAAAUCAGAACGGUACAGAAAACAGUGAGAGCAUUACGUGUAGUCCGGACUUGGCCACUGCGAUACCUACACCUGGCCGCAGCCCAGGCCAAUACGAACCUUGGGCAAACGGUACUUGUUCUGUGAACGGUGUUCAGACAAGCGCCUGUCGAACUCAGUCAGUAACUUGCACUGAAAGAAGACCUGUUAAUGCAGAAGAGGGAUUACAUCUCCAUCAUACCCCAACAGCUGGAAAAACAAGUACCUCCUGGCAAGCAGCUUACGUUGCCCGAGCUCCAAAAGACUCUGCUACUGGUAUUGUUCCUGUUACAAGAGAAAAGCAGGGUUUUGACAACCAUGAAAAUGAACACAGAGCUUUUUUGGAUCACGGAAGGCAAAGUGUAGCCUCUAAGAAAUGGAAGCCUACUCAUCAUGCACAGAAUUCAUUGUAUAUUGGCCAGCUGAGUCCUGUUCAAUCUGCAUCUGAGCCGGCACAAAGUAUGAUUAACACCU
This is a messenger RNA of Eurypyga helias (sunbittern), 2519 nucleotides long. RefSeq names its product KIAA1377 ortholog (gene CEP126). The annotation marks the transcript as partial. The transcript is spliced from 4 exons. Gene Ontology annotation, biological process: cytoplasmic microtubule organization; non-motile cilium assembly; mitotic spindle organization. The record is from RefSeq and is a predicted model, not a curated record. Lineage: Eukaryota; Metazoa; Chordata; Aves; Eurypygiformes; Eurypygidae. Gene Ontology annotation, cellular component: centrosome; midbody; ciliary base.